UAUUAGCAGCAAAAGGCCAUCACAUCGCAGUAAGAUUAUGGUAAAAACGAACUUCUGAUGUCAAAAGCAUUUUCGUCACGCACGCCGUCACACAGGUGACAGGUGGUGGGCUUUACAUCAUUUCAAAUGUACGCGUUUCAUUCAAACCUUUGCGGGGGAAUGUAGGCACAAUUUAUACAAAUCAGGGGGUGAGAAGUGUAACUUUGGUCGGUGUGCAUUUUAUUUGUUUAUCUUAGCCAGGGACCUAAAAAUGUUUGAAUGUGCCAACAGCUAACGCAUUCGUAUGAAAAAAAAUCAACUCGUUAGUGUUUCUUCUUCGUCAGUUGACUUACAAGCACAACGUCACCUUCCAACCGCUAUUUGGCAAGAUGGACGCAGUUUUAAAAGGUGACUUAUUUUAAAAGUAUGUUACCUAAAGAGGAGAGAGGAAAGUGAUAAGUACUCACGUAACCGGCUAGCUAGCAAAGGGGUGUGUGGAUCGAGACAAAUACCAACUAAAGUCCAGCAGAGCCAUGCAACCCGUAAGGACACUUGAACCGCAGCGUUGGCUCAAGCAUUAAAGCAGAAGCGACCUCAACAGAUGUGACAUUACAACAGCACCAUCGCAAGAGGUACACCACUGCCUCCUAGCUGCAAAUUAUCUCCGCUGUGUCGCACACACGGGGUGUCGCUGUCAAACAUUAAGGUCGCCCAAGUCAGCGAGGUCAGAGUUCAGCUGGAGAUGCACGCACUUUGGCAGCAAUUUGAUCAGCUGGGCACGGAGAUGAUAGUCACCAAAGCCGGACGGAGGAUGUUUCCGACAUUCCAGGUGAAAAUCUCAGGGAUGGAUCCUUCUGCGGAAUAUGUUCUGGUUAUGGAUUUUAUCCCUGUAGAUGACAAAAGAUACAGAUAUGCUUUCCACAGCUCCUCAUGGUUGGUGGCAGGACGAGCAGAUGUCGCCGCUCCGAGCCGGAUGCACUUCCACCCAGACUCACCUGCUCGUGGAGCCCAGUGGAUGAAGCAGACGGUGUCCUUCGACACUCUCAAGCUCACCAACAACCUGCUGGAUGACAACGGACAUAUGAUAUUAAAUUCCAUGCAUCGCUACCAGCCCCGCUUUCAUGUAGUGUAUGCGGAUCCAGCGCCUGACAGUCAUUUAAAUGCAAAUAGAAACUUUUGCUCCUUCUUCUUCCCUGAGACAAAAUUCAUGGCAGUCACCGCCUAUCAAAACCACCGGAUCACACAGCUGAAGAUUGCCAGCAACCCGUUUGCUAAAGGCUUCCGAACAACAGACACACAGGACUGGUUUGUACUAAAGGGGGGCAGUUCCAGGCCUUGUGGAGAGUGGUGUCCACCUGAGGACAAAUCUGAGGACAAUUUCACAAAACGGAGAACGGACAGGGGAUCAAAAGACUCAAACGGUCAAGAGGUCUUGCAUCUAGUGGAGCAGAGGGAACAGUUUUACAACUACACAGACGCGGUGGUCGUCGACAUGGGAAGGAACAACGGAAAUAGUAUUUUAGUCCCAGCUUCUCUACUCAGCACCUUUCCUUCUUACUGGGAUUGUGCAGGGUCAUCUCAGGACAAUAACAACCUGUGAUUGGACCUUUGCCUACAUCCUGUUGUUGCAUAUUAAAAAAGUAACAUUAAAAUAAUAACUAUGACCAUCAUAUACUAACAAAUAUCACCUUUUUAUGUCACAUCAGUCUUACAGAAAAUGUACGCAACUGUAUGGAAAUCAUUUUUGCCGUAUAUAAU
Molecule: messenger RNA, 1737 nt
Organism: Doryrhamphus excisus (bluestripe pipefish)
Lineage: Eukaryota; Metazoa; Chordata; Actinopteri; Syngnathiformes; Syngnathidae
Source: RefSeq, a predicted model, not a curated record